AUGUCGCAGAAGCUCAUCCCCCAGAACCCGGCCGACGUCAUGGUCAUCCGCGACCUCACCCCCAACGUCACCACCUUCUCCGUCCCCUUCUCCCGCUUCGGCGCCGUCAAGAUCGGCGGCCGCGGCACCCUCGUCCGCCUGACCUCGGGCCGCCUCGCCAUCUUCUCCCCCGUCGCCCUCACCGACCACGUCCGCGCCAAGAUCGCCGACAAGGGCGGCGACCUCGCCUACAUCGUCGCCCCCGACAUCGAGCACCACAUCUUCCUCUCCGAGUACAAGGCCGCCUUCCCCGCCGCCAAGCUCGUCGGCCCCGACGGCCUGCCCCAGAAGCGCGCCAAGCAGACGGCCGACCCCAAGAUCAACCCGGCCGACGAGUUCGCCGUCGUCUUCAAGCCCGCCGCCGCCGGCGAACCCCCCGUCGUCGCCGUCGGCCCCGACUUCGACGCCGACUUCGAGUGCGAGUACGUCGACGCCCACCCCAACAAGGAGAUCGCCUUCUUCUACAGGCCCGACCGCCUCCUCAUCCAGGCCGACCUCCUCUUCAACCUGCCCCCCACCGAGCAGUACUCCCGCGCCCCCGAGGCCGAGAGGGACACCUCCUCCGGCCUCGCCAACCGCCUCUUUGGCGGCCUGCAGACCACCCAGGGCGACCUCAGGUGGACCAGGCGCUUCCAGUGGUACCUCAUCAGCAGCAAGGACCGCACCGCCUUCAACGAGAGCAUCCGCCGCAUCGACGCCUGGGACUUUGACACCAUCGUCCCCUGCCACGGCGACGUCAUCCAGGGCGACGGCAAGGAGAGGUUCAGGAACGUCUUUGAGUGGCACUUGGCCGGUCACAAGAAGUAG
Messenger RNA from Colletotrichum graminicola M1.001, 846 nucleotides. RefSeq lists its product as uncharacterized. The transcript has a single exon. The record is from RefSeq and is a predicted model, not a curated record. Lineage: Eukaryota; Fungi; Ascomycota; Sordariomycetes; Glomerellales; Glomerellaceae. Bases 1 to 846 code for a protein of 281 amino acids.